AUGGCACCUGUUACCAAAGCUCGCAAAACUCAAGGCACAACAACCAGGCCUUCCUCGCGAUAUAAUGAUUCAUUCGAUCUGAAAUACACCACUGCACCCACUUCACAAAGCCUUGAUGCACCGACAACGAAGCCCAUAUUGAAUUCCUAUAUCGACGACAGCAAUCAAUAUUCCACCACAUCCCUGAAGCGCAAGCGUUCGUCAUCUCCUCCCAGCAGUCCAAGGUUCUCGACUGGCAUCAACAGUGACUCUGCUUCAACUUGUGGAUUCCUCGAACUAAGCCCAGUACACCGAGAUCCGCUACCCAUGACCCUGACUGUCGAAGUUCCGCCUGGCCAUGAAGGACCCCUAGUCGUAGAUCUUGACAUCAAGUCUUUGCUUGCCCAAGCCCAGUCUUUGACACGCCCACUUUCGGCAUCUCUCUCUCCACGCUCUAACUCAUGUGCGGAUUCUGGUUAUUCGAGUACAUCAAGCGUUACCUCAGAAAUCAGUAAACCCAGCACAACCUCGAAACGCAGCUUUCUGGACCUGCCAGCCGAAAUCCGCAAUCAGAUCUAUCGACUCGCCUUUGUCUCGGACGAAAAUUUGGACUUUGCAUAUCCCAACAACUUCAGUCGAUCUUCUUCAUUACUUCAGACCUGUCGUCAGAUUCAUGAGGAAGGUCGCAGUAUUCUAUACUCAGAGAACACCUUCUACUUUCAGCGCCGUAAGAAGGAGCAAGCUGUCCGCUGGAGUACGGACGUUUACGAAAUUGGCUACAAGGAUAUCCGAUUCUUUCUCAAAAGCAUUGGCCUUGCUAAUGUCAGUCUGCUUCGCCGGGUCAUCAUCAUGUUUGAAGAUGCUCAACCUUCAAUGAACACCCAUCUCAAGGACGCCGACGAGCGAAGAUUCACUAACGACAACGAGCUGAUGGACAUACUUCGCAUACUUGGUGAUCACACCAUGCUCAAGACCUUAGACCUGUGCUUCCAAGGACGACGGACGUUUUACAACAAAGACGAAACGCAUUUUAUCCAACAUCUUACAAGGAUCAAAGCGGAUCAGGUCCAAUGUAUCAACAACCCGGAUACACCGUUCUCUAACUGGAAGGGCCUUUCAAAAAUUGCUUCGGCAGAUGCAGGUCGUCUCAUACAUGAGAUGACACGACGAGUCACGAUCUUUCGCUGA
Aureobasidium melanogenum CBS 110374 is the source of this 1167-nucleotide messenger RNA. RefSeq lists its product as uncharacterized. The record is from RefSeq and is a predicted model, not a curated record. Bases 1 to 1167 code for a protein of 388 amino acids. The transcript has a single exon. NCBI's taxonomy places the organism in Eukaryota, Fungi, Ascomycota, Dothideomycetes, Dothideales, Saccotheciaceae.